CAUUCUAUUGGUCAGUCUUGCUGAUGUCGCCGCGAAAGAUUUCUAUAAAUCAUUCGAGCCGCCAAUUAUUCAAGAUAGUGGCGUCUCGUAGCGAAGAUUAGCAGAAAUUGUAGAACUUUACAUGUGACACUUGUCUUCACGGGCAAUGUACGGAGUAUUGUAAAGAUAAUAAUAUGUGUAUAACGAACUUAAAUCUGGUAAUAUGUCGAAUGGAUUCAUACAUUCCGUAAAAGUGCCGAAAAUUUAUAAAAUAACGGCUAAUAUUGUACGCUGCGUCCAAGAACAGGGAGGUAGUCUGAAGACUCUCAUUUACGAGAAGAAACACCCUAAUGUAUCAGGCAUUUAUGCUCUAUCAGUAAAUACUCUGAAAGCUGAUCACAAGUUAGACUUACUUCUCCAGAAUACUCAGAUUCUCACACAACAGCCUCGUUUGGACCCUUGGCUCACCAAAGUACUGAUAACAGAACUGCUGUGGGGUAAAAAAUACCUGCCUAAUCAAUCCAAACCAAUUCAAACUGUCUUAUCAUAUGCAGACUUACUGCGAAAGGAAUUAUUGAAUCUUGAGAGCACGAUAUCUUCUACAACGCUUAAAAAAGUACAAAGACCUAGAUAUGUGCGCAUUAAUACACUUCUGUUAUUAAUUGAACAAGCAAUUUCCUUGUUUGAAAGGGAAGGAUGGAAGCUGAUAUCUAAAAGUGCCACAUAUCCGUCAUAUUUGCAAUCUUUAUCGUUAUUAUCUGAACCGUAUUUCAUACAAGAUUUCCACAUACCAGAAGUACUAGCUUUUCCGCCGUCGACGUUUUUUCACGAUCAUGCCAGCUACUUGGAUGGCCAAAUCGUUCUCCAAGAUAAGGCCAGCUGCUUGUCAGCGCAUCUACUGGCCCCCACCGAAGGUUCUACGGUGUUGGAUCUGUGUGCUGCACCUGGUAUGAAAUCGACACACUUGGCAGCUAAACUACAGAAUGUUGGAACGGUUCACGCCAUAGAAAUUGAUAGCGAGAGAUUCCAAACCUUACAACAACAAAUCGAUAUAACUCAUUCUUUUUGUGUGGAACCUCAUAAUCAAGAUGCUUUGACUCUCAAUACUAAACAGUUUCAGAAUGUACGUUACAUUCUAGUCGAUCCUAGUUGCUCCGGAUCAGGUAUCAUUGACAGACCGAAGCAGAGCGACUCAGACGGCAAAACUGAGCCAAGACGUCUGCAUAAUCUGCAAUCUAUCCAAGUUUAUUUACUCAGAUAUGCUCUUUUCAACUUCCCGGACGUAAAAAGAGUAGUCUAUAGCACUUGUUCUGUUUAUCCGGAGGAAAACGAACAAGUGGUCGACGAAGUUCUCUCUAAUGUCGGAGACGCUUAUCAUUUGGUGUCGAUGAAAGACAUAUUAAAAGAAAAAUGGCUGAAUUUUAGUUCACCGGCUUAUAACUGUGGCGAUAAGUGCCUAUAUUCGAAACCAGACGUUGACCUCUGCAAUGGUUUCUUCGUGGCGGUGUUCGAAAGAAACUUCGAAGUGCCCCUACCAAAGUGCAAUCGUAAGGGAGGUAACGUAAAGGUCGAACAAUCAAAUUUGGAUACUGAAAAAGACAAUAUAACAGAAAAUGAUACAGAAAUAAAUAAAAAAGUAUCAGAAGAAUCAAAAAGUUACAAAAGAAAAAAGCGCCGCCAGAAGAAGAAUAAAUUGUUGGAUAAGCAACUCGAGGAAUGUGUUAAUAAACAAAUGAGAAAAGUAUCAGAAGAUACUGAUGAACUUGAGAAGACUGAGGAAGUGAAAGACGAAAACAUGGAUGUUUGUUUUGAUUCAGGAGAUAGAGAAGUUAGAAGUACAGAAGAAGCAAUUUUGAAUAAAUUGGAAGAAAAUUCAGCACAAAGUACGAAAUCGAGGAAGUUGAAAGAAAAGAAAAAGUCAAAGGAUGAUGUGUUUGAAGCAGAGAAUGAUAAAAAUGAAAUAAUAAUUUGGGAUGUUGAAGAAAUGAAGCAAGAUGAAGCAGUCGGAACUAAGUUAUCAAAGAAGAGUAAAAGAAAGAAAAUGAAGGAAGAUAUAGAAGUAAUAGAAAUUAAUAAAUCGAAAAAAAAGAAAAAGUCAAAAAAUAAUGUGAUCCAAGAAGAGGACAAUACAAAUGAAAUAAAAGUAUACGAUGUUGAAGUGAAGCAAGAUGAAGAAGCCGGAACUAAGUUAUCAAAGAAGAGUAAAAGAAAGAAAAUGAAGGAAGAUAUAGAAAUAAUAGAAAUUGAUAAAUCGAAAAAAAAGAAAAAAUCAAAAAAUAAUGUGAUCCAAGAAGAGGACAAUACAAAUGAAAUAAAAGUUUACGAUCCUGAAGAAGUGAAGCAAGAUGAAGAAGUCGGAACGAAAUCGUCAAAGAAGAAUAAGAGAAAGAAAAUGAGGGAGGAUGUAGAAGUACUAGAAGUUGAUAAUGAUGUUAAAAGAUCAAACAAGAAUAAACAAAUUGAGAUUGAACCAGUAAAGAAGAAAAGAAAAAAAGAAGCUAAUCGAAAUGACAACGAAAUUGAUAAUAACGGAGGAAAGAAAUAGAACGAUUUACUAGUAAAUUGUAUAAAAAAAAUGAAAAUAUAAAAAUCUACAAAAACA
Harpegnathos saltator (Jerdon's jumping ant) is the source of this 2581-nucleotide messenger RNA. RefSeq names its product Nop2/Sun-like domain containing protein 5 (gene Nsun5). Gene Ontology annotation, cellular component: nucleolus. The coding region runs from base 203 to 2524 and encodes 773 amino acids. Gene Ontology annotation, biological process: rRNA base methylation. The record is from RefSeq and is a predicted model, not a curated record. Lineage: Eukaryota; Metazoa; Arthropoda; Insecta; Hymenoptera; Formicidae. The transcript is spliced from 6 exons. Gene Ontology annotation, molecular function: RNA methyltransferase activity.